ACUCAGAUUUCCUUUUGGUCCAAUAUUCUCAUAUUCUCUUUGAAAAUAUCAAACUUACAUUUUUACAUAAUGCUCUGUAUUUGAUUCUUUAUCCUCUAAUGAAGAACAUGCACCUUCAUCUUUCAUGACAAAGCAUUUCUCUUUUCCCCCCUUUUUAUUUCACCAAUUUGCACCAAACCAUAUUAUAUGUCCCUUUCCUUUUUUCCCCCCACUUUAUUAUACCACCUUUUUCUUUAUUUCACCCUUCAUUUUCAUUGUUUUUGUACUUGUAUAUGUUCUUAAAUCAUCAACAUUUGAUUGAUUUUAUAAACAAAAGUAUAUUACAACAAAAUCAUUUUACAAAAUCCCAAAAACAAAAAACAAAAACAAAAAAAAUCAAGUUUCUUCCAAAAACCCACCAAAACCCCUCAUUUCAUUAUGGCUAAACUUGAUUCCAUUUACAUAUUCUUGCUUCUAUCUUCUCUAAUCAUCUCCAAAUCCGGUGGGAUUGAAUCAGAAACACAAAGAAAACUACAAAAAGUUGUCAGAAGAUUGGAUGAUAAUACAAUAACAAACCCAGCAAAUUUCCCACCUUAUACACCCACACCAACAAUUAUUACUGUCCCAGCUUCAAAUCCCACCACCCCAGUAAACGACCCGAUUCCCACAACACCACCAGCAACCACCACAGUCCCCUCCACAACCACCCCAGCUCCGCCCAUCACUAACCCUGCUAACCCGGGAAAUGUGCCGGUGUCGAACCCGCCGACAGAUGGGUCGGGUACGGCGGGGGGAAGUUGGUGUAUUGCUAAUAGUGGUGCAUCAGAGAGUGCUUUACAGAGUGGAUUAGAUUAUGCUUGUGGGAGUGGAUUAGCUGAUUGUUCAACAAUUCAAGAUGGGGGUAGUUGUUAUAAUCCUAAUAGUCUUGCUAAUCAUGCUUCUUAUGCGUUUAAUAGUUACUUUCAGAAGAAUCCUUCGUCUACUAGUUGUGAUUUUGGGGGUGCUGCUGUUAUGGUGAACACUAAUCCCAGUACUGGUUCUUGUAUUUACCCAUCAUCAGCAACUGGAACCGGAACAGGAGCUGGAGGAGGAGCAGCUAUGCCUUUAUCGACAACUCCUCCGACAACAGAAACACCUUCCUCGACAUUUCCAACACCAACAACAUCCUCACCUGGGACUACAGGAUUACCAUAUGGGAGUCCAGCAUAUGGCAACAACUAUGGAUCUCCACCGUCAUUAACAACUCCAAGCAACCCGAAUUCACUAUUCCCUGCAAGUUACGGGCCUGAUAGCCCACCUCUUGGAAACACUCUUCCUGCAGGUACAGCUAGUCUGCGACCCGACAUCAGUUUCAUCAUCCCGGUAGUUUUCUACUUGACAGGAAAACUAAUUCUGGGUACAUGAGUUUGAUUUCAUUUCAGAAGGUUAACAAGAAUCCUAGCUAGUGGCAAAGAAAUAUAUGCUCUUGUACAGAUCUGUUAGACCCACGAGAAGAGAACGGAAUAUGGUAGUGAGUUCUUUUAGGAGUACUUAAAAAGUUAGCAAUCAGAAAUCCAAGCCACAAUAUCAGUUGCCAGCAUUAUUCCCUUUGAUAAUGAGUGCAAUUUUUAAGGAAGAGAGUUGUAAUAUGAGAUGAUCUAGAUUAGGUUUAGCUAGAUUCGUAUCAGGCCGGUUAAAGAUGUAUAAAAGAAGAAGCCAGUUAUUUGUAGAUUCAUGAGACUGUAUUAGAAGUUAAAAAAAGUUUUCUUGUGCUGUUA
Messenger RNA from Spinacia oleracea (spinach), 1736 nucleotides. Its product is annotated as PLASMODESMATA CALLOSE-BINDING PROTEIN 4. The record is from RefSeq and is a predicted model, not a curated record. NCBI's taxonomy places the organism in Eukaryota, Viridiplantae, Streptophyta, Magnoliopsida, Caryophyllales, Amaranthaceae. The transcript has 4 exons. The coding region runs from base 418 to 1383 and encodes 321 amino acids.